Fusarium keratoplasticum is the source of this 1089-nucleotide messenger RNA. RefSeq lists its product as uncharacterized. The record is from RefSeq and is a predicted model, not a curated record. Lineage: Eukaryota; Fungi; Ascomycota; Sordariomycetes; Hypocreales; Nectriaceae. The coding region runs from base 1 to 1089 and encodes 362 amino acids. Gene Ontology annotation, biological process: intracellular protein localization. The transcript has 3 exons. Gene Ontology annotation, cellular component: plasma membrane.
AUGGCUGAGCACGAACCUGUCACCACCAUGGCCUCGCCGUCACCACAGCCUGACAUGGCGCGAAACCGACUUCCAACGCUGUUCGAGGUGUUGAGCCGUCGCACCCUGCCGCCUGUCGACCUGUUCUCGUUCUACAUCUACAUGCGAGACCAGCAGAGAUCAGUGGACUACCUUGACUUCUGGCUCGAUGUUGCCCAGCACAUGUCUCUCUGCCGUCACUAUGUGCGAGAGCUCAGACGUUCGGUCCUCAUUGGCACUCCCGAGAUGCAAUCCAAGAGAUCAUCUGCUAUUCUGGAGAAUAUCGGCGACCUGGAACCCCGAGCGGCUGGCCCCUCGAUGUACGCCACGGAGAAGGAGAAGAACCAGGAUGCCCAGAUGUCUGCUUUCCUGCGAGAGGAGCAACACGAGUCCCCGCAGAGCACCACCGCGCCUGUGCGACCCAGCCCUCAGUUCAGCAACUCGCACGAUAUCACCACCGACUCCAACUCUCCCGCCCACACGGUCGCGCGACAGGACAUUCGCGCCUCGGCGGAGAAGAUUCUCUACACCUUCCUGCUUCCCGGCGCUGAGCGAGAAAUCACCCUUCCUGGCUCUAUCACCCAGGAGGUUACCACAGCAAUCGAGGAGUAUGGCCGCGACGAUCCCGAAGUAUUCGAUGUGGCCAAGGACUACGUCUUUCAAGCGAUGGAGCGAGAUGCCUUUCCCGGAUUCCUGAGAAUGAAGGCUCUUGGCAAUCUGAUCCCGCCAACCCUCAUCAUGAGGCUGAUCUUGGGUCUCAUUGCCAUGUUUGGCGCCUUCUGGACUGGCUUCAUUCUCAUUUUCCUCGACAAGUCUCGUCUGACGAAAUGCUGGCUCAUCAUCCCCUUCACCAUCGGUGUCUAUUUCCUUGCGUCUUACCAGUACUCACUCGACCCGAUUAUGGCUCUGGUCGGCUUCAGCGAGUACACCCCUUUCAACUUCUCUCGCAUCCGCGAACCGUACAUCCGCAAACUACUCGCCAAGCGAGCUCUCAUGGUCCUGGCGGUCACCAUUCUCAUCGAUGCCGGCCUCUGCGUUCUCUUUAUCCUCGUACCAGGCAAGCGACUGUAG